AGUGGGAGGAAUAGUGCCCCUUCAUUGGUAUCAGUUGGAGGAAUAGUGCCCCAUCAUUGGUGUCAGUGUGGGAGGAAUAGUGCCCCAUCAUUGAUAUCAGAGGGGGGAAUAGUGCCCCAUCAUUGGUGUCAGUGCGGGGGGGGGGAAUAGUGUCCCAUCGUUGGUGUCGGUGGGGGGGAGGAAUAGUGCCCCAUCCUUGGUGUCAGUGGGGGGAGGAAUAGUGCCCCAUUGUUGGUGUCAGUGGGGGGAGGAAUAGUGCCCCACCGUUGGUGUCAGUGGGGGAGGAAUAGUGUCCCAUCAU
Molecule: messenger RNA, 301 nt
Organism: Staurois parvus
Lineage: Eukaryota; Metazoa; Chordata; Amphibia; Anura; Ranidae
Source: the annotation of a GenBank genome assembly